This is a messenger RNA of Symbiodinium necroappetens, 929 nucleotides long. Lineage: Eukaryota; Dinophyceae; Suessiales; Symbiodiniaceae. The record is from the annotation of a GenBank genome assembly.
GAAUUCCGCCACCCGUGGACCUGGAGUUCGAGCGCCUGCGGAGGCGCGGGAAUGUUGGCGAGUCACGGCCCGGAAGCAUGGAGACCCUGAGUUCAGCUUCGCUGACGUCCACAGACAAGGGCCUCGGGGAAUCGGCCUCCGCCCCAGAGCUCGGGAGCUGGUCUCCUUCUGACACAUGCAGCAGCAUGGGUGUCAAGCCUUGGAGCAAGCAUCCCUUGCCUGCUGGUGACCUUUACGUCUGCACCUCGCCACGGCGAGCACAGCUCCCUCGUACCCCCAACUGGGCAUCUACGAGGCGAGUUCCAGUUCUAUUCUCCGUGCAGGGUACCAAAGGCAAGGCGUCCUGGGCCUUGAGGAGCUCCAAGAAGAAGAACCGGGACGUCAACGACGACAAGCGAAUGAAUGCCUUCGAGGAUUGGCGCAAGAAUGGCUCGGGUCCAAAGAUGCGACUCAUUGAUCAGGUAUUGCAGACAGACAGUGGCAUCCAGCAUUUCCAAGAGAAUCUCAAAUCGCAGAGUUACAGGUUCAAGAACUUCUGGCUCAAGGACAUGGUCACGGAGGAUGAGUUGUUCAGCGACCGAACUUUCUUCUCCUCGGAGGGCCUUCGGGUUCUGAAGAAGAAUCCGCAGCGGCAGCAGCGAGCCACUUCACCCAUCAAGUCCAAGGCCAAGCAGCUCUUCCAGCAUUACGAUAUUCCUUGUCCGAACAUCAGUGACUUAUCUGGGCUGCACAGUGAAGUGAAAGGGUACUCGGAAUUGCUGGAGCGGUCGCAGGAGAAGGCAUCUAGCUUGGGCGUUCAGACUUACGUCCGGAAAGGAGGUCGUCGGAUGAGCAUAAACCAAUUCGAUGCCCUCAAGGACAUCUUGACAAAGCAUCGUCGGAUGGGGGUAGCUGGAAUCACCUCCAACUCUCCGAGCAACUUCCGCUAA